Messenger RNA from Hydra vulgaris (swiftwater hydra), 3526 nucleotides. Its product is annotated as phosphatidylinositol 4,5-bisphosphate 3-kinase catalytic subunit beta isoform. Gene Ontology annotation, biological process: phosphatidylinositol-mediated signaling; phosphatidylinositol-3-phosphate biosynthetic process; cell migration. Gene Ontology annotation, cellular component: phosphatidylinositol 3-kinase complex; plasma membrane; cytoplasm. Gene Ontology annotation, molecular function: 1-phosphatidylinositol-3-kinase activity; 1-phosphatidylinositol-4-phosphate 3-kinase activity. The record is from RefSeq and is a predicted model, not a curated record. Lineage: Eukaryota; Metazoa; Cnidaria; Hydrozoa; Anthoathecata; Hydridae.
GGGUCAAGGAUGCUAUGUGUAAUGACGAUCAUUUUUUCAGAAUUAUUUAGUUUCUCAGAAUUCUGAAAAUCAAGUGCCUAUGACAUAUAUGGGAACAUAGCCUGUAUAAACUGAUUUUUAAAAGAGCAGUAUGUUUAAUAGCCGUUGCGUUGUAGUAAAAUGAUUUAAGAAAAAUGGUGACUGGUGCUUUAGCUCGCUAUAACAUCUGGAAUGGCUUAACAAUCAAUAGUAAAAUAGAUGUGCUGUGUAUGCUGCCUAGUGGUAUCUGUAUAACUCUUCAAAAGGUUCAGAUUGAUAUACCUUUAUCAGAAAUCAAAAAUAAACUUUGGCAAGAUGCUGCUCACUUUUCUAAUAAGACUGCUUUGCUUUCAAAAGAAAAUUAUGUUUUUGUUGCAGUAAGUGCUAAAGGUGGUACCGAGGAGUUAAUGGAUGAAGAGUUAUCCCUCUUUGACAUUAAACCUGUUAGACCUUAUCUGAAGAUUGUGCAAAAGCAAGGCGAUGAAUCAGUAAAAUUGAUUAGUUCAAAAAUAAAUUUAUUGAUUGGAAACAACACAAUUUCUUCCAAGAAUGAAGAAGUUGAUGAAUUUCGAAGCAAAUGUAUCCAGUUUUGUGAUUUUAUUUCUUAUCAACGCAGUCAAUCUAGUUGGGAUCGAAAGGCAAUUUACACUUACCCACCGGAAUUUGAAGAAGACUAUAAUCUUUCAUCAUCAUUAAAAGAAAAACUAAGAAUUGAAAAUAAUUGUAUUCAUUUAUCUGUAUCCAUUGUUAAAAAUAGUUUUAUAACAUUUAAAGUUGCUGAUAAUAUUUAUCCAAAAGAGCUCAUAGAAAAAGUUCUUUGUAAGAAGAUUCAAACAUCAAAGCUAGCACAGAAAGAGAAUGUAAAUGAUUAUGUUUUGAAAGUUUAUGGUCGCUUAAAUUUUUUCCUUGGUCAUGUUGUUACAGAUUCAUUUGGAAAUGAGAUUCUUGAAGAGAAACCUAUUUUACAAUAUAAGUAUGUUAGAGAUUGUUUGCAGUGGGACAAACCUAUCAGGUUGGUUCUUAUACCUAAAGCAGAUCUUGAUAUUGAAAAAGAAUGUGCAGCUCCUAUAUUAGAUAAUCCACCACCAACUCCAGAAAAACGAAAAAAAAAUGAAAUUUGUUUAUGGGAUAUUAGUCCAAAAACAUUAUUUAAAGUUAACAUAUUUGCAGCCAAAGGAAUUCAUAAUGCACAAAUGUGGAAAGAAAUACAUUGUGGUAUAUUUCAUGGUGGGGAAGAAGUUUGUAAGGUACAAUCAACUAAUAAAUUGCAACAAUCUACAACUCCACACUGGAAUGAAUUUCUUGAAUUUGAUCUCCCUGUUGCUGACAUUCCAAGAAUGGCACGGUUAUGUUUUAGUAUUGUUGGCUAUCAACAGAAUGAUCGCAAAAAGCGCAAGCCUGUAUGCAUUGGUUGGGUCAACAUGCCUAUUUUUAAUUAUAAAGCAUAUUUAAAAACUGGCACUUGUGCUCUAUACUGUUGGCAAUAUUCAAUUGGACGAAAGAAUGAAAAUCAAAAUUUUUUAAAUCCUCUUGGAACAGUAGCUUCAAGUGGUGAUGAAAACGGAGCUUGUCUUAUUAUUAAGUUAACUGAGUUUGCUCACCCUGUUGUUUACCCCUCAGAGGAAAAGAUAAUUCAAUAUGCUGCAGAUAAAAUAAAAGCUGAACAAGUAAAUGGCGAUCAACCGCAUCCUUAUUUGAGAAAAGGAGGUAAGCUGCAUAGACAACAAAUUGAAGAGGUCAUACAAAGAGAUACCUUAUUACCAAUGUUUGAAAAAGAAAAAGAACUAAUGUGGUUACUAAGAGUAGAAUGUUCUCUUGAAUAUCCUCAAUGUCUUCCAAAACUAUUGCAGUGUGUCAAAUGGAACAAUCGAGAUAGCGUUGCCCAGAUUCAUUUACUGCUCACAACAUGGAAAAUUGAUCCAUUAGAAGUUGAUGUGGCAUUAGAUCUUCUUGAUUAUAAAUUCCCUGAUAACAAUGUUCGAACUAUUGCUGUAAAAGUGCUUGAUAAUUUAACGGAUGGUGAAUUGGAAAUGUAUUUACUGCAACUUAUUCAGGCAUUGAAAUAUGAAUCUUACUUGGAUUCACCAUUAGCAAAGUAUUUACUGAAACGUGCUUUAAAUAAUCGACGGAUAGGCCAUUACCUGUUUUGGCAUUUGAAAGCUGAGGCUGGAAAUCUUGAAUGUUCUUUACAGUUUGGUCUAUUACUUGAACUAUAUUGUCGUGGUAGCGUUCAACAUAUUGAUAUCUUGACAAAACAGGUUGAAGCAAUUAAUAAGAUGAAAACCAUGACUGAAUAUCUUCAUCAAUGUAAAGAUCAAAGUAAAGAAGAUAAAAUAGAAAUGAUGCGAAAUAUUUUCAAUGGAUCAAGUUACAAAAAAGCUUUUUCAGAAAUAGUGUCUCCACUAGAUCCAAGUAUUAAACUGAAAUGUCUCAGGGUUGAAAAAUGCAAAUAUAUGGAUUCUAAAAAAAAACCACUUUGGCUAGUGUUUGAAAAUGUUGAUGAAGGAGCAGAUGAUGUUGUUAUCAUUUUUAAAAAUGGAGAUGAUUUGCGUCAAGAUAUGUUAACUGUAUUAUCAUUGCGAAUCAUGGAUAAUGUCUGGAAGAAAGCUGGACUUGACUAUGGUAUUAUUCCAUAUCGAUGUCUUUCUACUGGUCCAAUGCUCGGAUUAAUUGAAGUGGUACCAGAAUCUGAAACAUUAGGUAAGAUACAGUUUGCUCGUGGUGCUUUUGGUACAUGGAAAGAUGACACUUUUUUUUUGUGGCUGAAAGACCAAUGUCAAGGAUCAGAUGAGAAAUUGGAAAAAUUUAUACAGAACUUCACUAGAUCAGUUGUUGGUUAUAGUAUUGCUACAUAUGUGUUAGGAGUUGGUGAUAGACAUAAUGAUAAUAUAAUGAUGAAGAAGGAUACUGGUCAGUUGUUUCAUAUUGAUUUUGGACAUUUUCUGGGAAACUUUAAGACAAAGUUUGGAUUCAAAAGAGAGCGAGUUAAAUUUGUUUUAACUUCAGACAUUGUUUAUGUGAUUAGCAAACAUAUGAAUAUAGAUGACUUCAAGGACAUGUGUAUUGUUGCUUUCAAGACGCUUAGAAGUCGUGGAAAUUUAUUCAUUACCAUUUUUGCGAUGCUGCUGUCGACUGGAAUUCCAGAGCUUGAACAUCCUAAUGACAUAGAAUACAUACGUGAGUCCAUGGCGUUAACGAAAGAUGAAGCAGAUGCGGUUAAACAUUUUGAAAUGUCUUACAAAGAAGCCUACAAUAACCGAGCUUCUACUACAUUAAAUUGGAGUCUUCACAACGUAGUUCACAAUUGGUAAAUUUUUUUUUAUAAAUAUAUUAAUUAUGAUUUUUCCUCUCGGAAAUUUAAGGAAUUAUUAAUUAAGCAAUCUCCCGAAGCAGAAGCAGUUUUAUACCGCAUUUAUACCGCGGAUAUUUGAUACAAAUUAUUUUGUUUUAAAACACUCUUUUUUUGGUUUUAAACACAUCGCGAAUUAAUAUUAUUGAUUUUUUUUUA